Molecule: messenger RNA, 2575 nt
Organism: Leptopilina boulardi
Lineage: Eukaryota; Metazoa; Arthropoda; Insecta; Hymenoptera; Figitidae
Product: phosphatidylserine lipase ABHD16A
Exons: 13
Coding region: 263-1924 (553 amino acids)
Biological process (GO): phosphatidylserine catabolic process; monoacylglycerol catabolic process
Cellular component (GO): endomembrane system
Molecular function (GO): glycerophospholipase activity; monoacylglycerol lipase activity
Source: RefSeq, a predicted model, not a curated record
CUCUGCUUUUUAAAGAAGCGCAGAUGCAGUAUGUAUGAACCUGUAUAAUAUAUAUGUUUUCAUGCUCUAACUUAUUUUCAACAUAACCUCUUGCAAAAAAAAUUGCAUACGACAUGUUAAUAUUAUUCGAUGGUUAUUUGGACAAUCUGCGGAAGUAUACUGUCAACUUGACACGCUGAGGUCUUCUAAUGUUGCUUGGUUCUUUACAAGCACAACUAAAUUGUAAAAGAUUUCAGCCAAGUUUUUGUUUUGCAUGUAAAAAAUGUCAUUAAUGCAAACUGUAUGGCGUUGUACAUUUAGUCCUCGAUUGUAUAAAAUUUACGAAUUUACGUGGCUCAAUAAUAUUGUGGAUAGGCCUUACGAACCUAAAAGUUUGGAACGAUGGGGAGAUCAAGUAAUCACAUCUUUUGUGACGAUGUGGUCUCUGAGCUUGUACACUUUUCCUCUGAUGGCAAUAUUAAUCUAUCGUCGUAUCACACCAGUUUUUGAUUUUUAUUCACUGACAAAAUUUGCAGCUGGUGCUGGUUUAAUUCUUGUCACUUCUUUAGUAGCGCGAGGUUAUUCAAGAGCUAGCAAUCCUCUAUAUACAAAAUUCAUAAAGAUUCUUGAAGAAGCCAAGGUCAGAAAUCCAUCGGAAGCAAGAAAGGAGUUAAAUAAAUAUGAUUUUGAAUUCUGGGCUAAUCCAGUGGAUUUUCAAGUUGCAAUAAUAGAUGGGGGUGUAAGAAAACAAAAGCAGACUUUAGAGAAAAUUUUCAAUUCACGAAGUAACAACAGACGACAAACGAGCAAGGAGUAUAUUGCUGCAUUGCCAUGUAAAAUAAUAUCCUAUGUUACUGCGCAUACGAUUGCUGUUAAACUGAUGUAUCCCGGAAGUAUUAGUUUUAUUAAUUGGAUUUUACGAACAGCUCAGAUUCAAGGUAGAAGUGAUCUCAUAAAAAGAGGAGCAGAACGGUUUAAAAUUGGUACUUCAGAUGGAAAUUAUUUAGACACUAUUUUUAUUAAUCGAAAAAAUAGCAGAUUUUCUAAUGGGGACGUUUUAGUAAUAACUUGCGAAGGAAACUGCGGUUUCUAUGAAACAGGUGUUAUUGGAACUCCAAUAUCCUGUGGUUACUCCGUUUUGGGAUGGAAUCACCCAGGUUUUGCCAAUAGUACUGGAGCUCCGUAUCCUGCACAAGAGGAGAACGCUAUUGAUUGUGUUUUGAGAUUCGCUAUCGAUCAUCUCGGAUUUCCAGAAAACAAAAUUAUUCUUUAUGGAUGGAGUAUAGGUGGUUAUACUGCAACUUGGGCUGCUAUGAAUUAUCCGACAAUAAAAAGCAUGAUACUGGAUGCAACUUUUGAUGACGUAUUACCUCUAGCUACCUCCAAAAUGCCACUUGCAAUAGAAAAUAUAGUUCGUAGCACGAUUCGACAAUAUCUUAAUUUAAAUAUAGCUGAACAACUUAUUAGAUACAAAGGGACAGUAUUACUAAUCAGGCGUACAGAAGAUGAAAUGGUGUGUGCACCGUCAUUAACUUUAUCUGGAAAUCGUGGAAAUAUCUUACUUGCUAAAUUGCUCAUGAGACGUUAUCCACAUGUUUUUUCUGAAGAUUCUGAUUCCAGUCCACUGUUAACGAGAUUUUUGAAUGCACCAACACCAAAUGCACGAAAGAUGAUAAUGGAGUCGGUUGGAGUAAGUGAAGAGAAAUGUAUCGACUGGAUAGUAACUGAUUUAGGAAAAAGUAAUUGGGAGAUAAAUUAUCCUUCUGAUUUAGGACAUACUUCUACUCCAAUAGAGAAAAGACAAUUAGCCCUAUUCCUUGCAACCAAGUACAUGGUAGAUCAAGCAUCUCAACAUUGCGUUCCAUUAGAAAAUGAAUUUUUCCAUCCAGGCUGGGAUCCGUCUGAUUAUGAGAAACGUUUUUAUACAUUAAAAAAAGAAGAGUAAAUUAUUAUUAUUUUUAUCAUGCAAUAACAUCAUUCCCUUAAAUAUAUUUAACCGAUGAAAAAAAAAACGUAAAGAAAAUCAAUUUUUUUUUAUAAUAUGUAUUAUUGAUUUUCUUCACACUAUUUCUCUUAAGUGCAAUUUAGAUUUCUCUACGUGCACUGGAAGUGUCCAAUAAUAAUAGAACUUUUUUGUAUUUGUUGAUGCCGUCACCAAUGGAUUCUUUAAAAGAAAUAUAAAACAAUAUUGUUUGACUCUCACAUAAACAUUGUAAUUAAAAAACAAACUUUGAAUUGAGAGCACACUAAGUUAGUCUCUACAGAUUUUAAAGAAGAGUAAAAAUGUAGUAAUAUACAUAAUCCAUAAAAUUUUUUUUCAGUCUUGAAUAAUUAACCCUUGAAAGAUAUAAUUUGAAAAAUAUAUAAUUUUUUGUAUUUAUUUCGAUUUCCUAUGGUGUUUAUUUCAUCUACCCUAAGACUUAUAGUUUUCCCAACGGUGAAGGAUAAUACGAGAUAGGGAUUUUCUUUAAAUUUUCUUUAACCUUCGUUCAUAAUUUCAAUUACUGAAUAGAAUUUAAAGUAAAACUGUUUUACUUUGCUGUCAAGAAAAUAUUGUAUUAAUGAAUAAAAUCAAUAAAUAAAAUAGUGAAUUUGA